Fusarium verticillioides 7600 is the source of this 438-nucleotide messenger RNA. RefSeq lists its product as hypothetical. The record is from RefSeq and is a predicted model, not a curated record. NCBI's taxonomy places the organism in Eukaryota, Fungi, Ascomycota, Sordariomycetes, Hypocreales, Nectriaceae. The coding region runs from base 1 to 438 and encodes 145 amino acids. The transcript has a single exon.
AUGUCUUCAGGUGUCCGCUUUACCUCUCUCCCCGAACCUUCCGAGGUCGGUCGAAUCUGGCAGGAUCUUGAAGACCUCAUCUGCUCACUCCAGUCUCGACUCGAGCUUAAAGAAGAAAAGUACUCUGAACUCGCUGUUGAUGUUGUCAAUGGUCUUGAAUCGGGUCUUCGAGGCGAAGAGCGUCAAACUCAGCUUUGCAAACUUCGUGAGUCUUGGAGACAUAUCCAAACACUGGAGCGUGAGCUGCGCUUCUACCUGAAACAGCUGAGAAGACUAGCUGAGGGCUCAAUGUCAAGGAUCGCCGAGCAGCUUGGGACGCUGAACGUUGAUUCGAUGGCUAGGGCUAUCCAGGCGAGUGAGAUGAGUCAGACGUGCUAUGAGAGGCCUGUCGAGCCGUUGUUUGAUACAAUCGUCGAGUCGCCUGAUGAGCAUACCUAA